Molecule: messenger RNA, 4066 nt
Organism: Capsicum annuum
Lineage: Eukaryota; Viridiplantae; Streptophyta; Magnoliopsida; Solanales; Solanaceae
Product: serine/threonine-protein kinase Nek5
Exons: 14
Coding region: 623-3832 (1069 amino acids)
Biological process (GO): protein phosphorylation; microtubule-based process
Cellular component (GO): cortical microtubule
Molecular function (GO): ATP binding; protein kinase activity
Source: RefSeq, a predicted model, not a curated record
ACCUUCUUUCCACAUAUGCAUUCAUCAGAGUUAUCUAACUGUGACAACUGUUUCUGCAGAUCAACCCCCUUUUCUUGAACAACAAAGAACCAAAUAUGUACUAGUAGUAUAUAGUAUAAUAUAAUAAUAAUUUAGUAGUACUAAUAAUACAGUAAAAAAAUAAAAAAGAAAAAAGAGGAGCAGUACAUCACACACACUCUCACAAGAUCAACUCAUUUUUCUUUUUUCUUUUUUUUCUACAUUUGAUUUCUCACAUAAAAAUGCAAUCUUUAUGUAUUUUAUGUUCAUGGGGUGACAAAGUUUUCUUUUGAUAAAUGAUCUGUAAAAGUUUUUUUUUGACUGAUGAAGAAAAUGUUGUGACUGAUUUUGACAGUUCUUGGCAUUUUGAGUUCAAAUUCACCAUUCUUGAAUAAAAAUGCAAUCUUUAUGUGUUUUUGUGUUAAUGAGGUGUCAAAGUUUUGUUCUUUUUUUUUUUGAUAAUUGAUCUGUAAAGAUUAUUAUUAUUAUUAUUUUUUUUCAUUUUUUGAGUGUUUGACUGAUGAAGAAAAUGCUAUGACUGAAUUUGAGAUUCUUGGUGUAUUUUUGUUAGAUUUUUUAAGUGUUUUAGUUUAGGAUUUGAGUAAUGGAGUCAAGAAUGGAUCAUUAUGAGAUCAUGGAACAAAUUGGGCGUGGAGCAUUUGGUGCUGCUAUUCUUGUUAAUCAUAAACAAGAAAGAAAGAAGUAUGUGCUCAAGAAGAUUAGAUUAGCUCGACAAACGGAACGUUGCAGGAGAUCUGCUUAUCAAGAGAUGGCACUAAUUGCUCGGCUUCAACACCCAUAUAUUGUUGAGUUCAAGGAAGCAUGGGUAGAAAAGGGCUGCUAUGUUUGCAUUGUUACCGGCUAUUGUGAAGGUGGUGAUAUGGCUGAACUGAUGAAAAAAGCAAAUGGACAGUAUUUUCCGGAAGAGAAACUUCUGAAGUGGUUCACUCAAAUUUUGUUGGCAGUGGAAUAUCUGCAUUCAAAUUUUGUAUUGCACCGUGACCUUAAAUGCUCAAACAUCUUUCUGACCAAGGAACAUGCCGUUCGCCUUGGGGAUUUUGGCCUUGCGAAAACAUUGCAGGCUGAUGACUUGGCUUCUUCAGUAGUUGGAACUCCCAAUUACAUGUGCCCUGAACUUCUUACGGAUAUUCCAUAUGGUUUUAAAUCAGAUAUUUGGUCCCUAGGCUGCUGUAUGUAUGAAAUGGCUGCUCAUCGCCCUGCAUUUAAAGCAUUUGACAUGGCAGGACUGAUAAGCAAAAUAAACAGAUCAUGCAUUGGCCCAUUGCCAUCUUGUUAUUCUCCGUCCUUGAAAACAGUUAUUAGAGGAAUGCUGAGGAAGAGCCCCGAGCAUCGGCCUACUGCAACGGAACUCCUGAAGCACCCAUAUUUGCAGCCUUAUGUGGAUCAGUACCGACCAUCCUUUAGUCCUCCUCCGUCAAUUUCUCCUGAAAAAUCCCUCACUGCUGAUCGUAACUCCAAAAAUAAUAUGGCAGAAAGCCAAAGCAGUACCAGUUCCUGCAGUGAUAAAGAUAGUCUGAAGUCGAGCGAGAAGAACUUGCAGGAAAUGGCUUGCAGUGAUGAUCAUAAAGGCAGCAAUGCAGAUGUUGCCUUUGUUGAUAAUGAAGACUUUGAGCAACAUUAUUCUAGCGAGGAAUAUCAUGGAGCCGAUGCGUAUCCUGAAGAUGCCGAAGACUACAACUCUAGGACUAUUUUACAUGAAGAGAAAAAAUGUGACACAGAAGCUAAGCAACCGAAAACUAUAAAAAAUAUUAUGUUGGCUUUGAAAGAGGGAAAAACGAGAGAACAUAGUUCUCCAAUGAGAGGCUGCAAGGCAAAGGUUGGUGGUACUGGUGCAAACAAAGCCAAAACUGAAGCACCACCGAAAGUCCUAAAACCAAGUUCACCUACUCCUACCUCUAAAUCUAAUGCACAGACACCGCCUCCCACAUCAGCAAAGGUUGGAUUUGAUUCCACAAAGCAGAUUCAAGGAAUGCAUACUUUGAAACAUCAGUUUCCUGCCACUGAGUGCACACCAAAGACUAAACCAAGAAAUGAGGGGAUCUCUCCGUCUGGCACUACAAGACAAGUUGCCGAUGAUACGUUACCUACGAGGCCAAGACAGAGAACACCUCCCAAACUCACUAAGCAACCGUCAUUUUCUGGAAGGCUACAGCCAGUGUGUCAUGAUGCCUUGAAUACAGUUAAAGAUGAUGUAGAGUGUGGUCCAAAUGACCAGUCACGUGACCCCGAAAGGAUUCCUAAUUCUUUUACUGAUGGUAGUGAUAUACGUGCCACCAAGAAAGGCCCCGAAAGGAUCCCUAAUUCUUCUCCUGACGGUUGUCACAUGCAUGCUACAAAGAACAGCAUGCUACAUUCUCGAAAGACUUCAUCAGGAAUCUCAAAAGGAAUACAAACAGAGAGCAGCAAUUCUGCUUCUUCUUCAGUGUCAAUCCAAGGAUUUGAACUUUGUGAUGAUGCAACAAAUCAUUUUAUUAACUUGACCGAACAAAUGGUUGGAAGUCCUGAACAAGCAAGUGAAACCGAAACCGUAGGGUCAAUACCUUCCUGUUCAGUUACUACAUCAUCACACUCAGAUAAUGCUUAUAGUUCAAGGGGAAACCAUGAAGAUAACCAGAGAUCAGAAGCAGGCUCCAUUGAAAAGUUUGAGGAGCAUCAUCAAAGUUUAGAUGUUGGUACUUGUGAAGAGAGAUCAAAUUCAUAUGGAGCUAUAGAUACUGCCUCUCCGCGCUUGAUAGAGACUGCUCUUUGUGAGGGUGAUUCCACAACCAACAAGCAUGAUCAUCAAAGUUUAGAUGUUGGUACUUGCGAAGAGAGAUCAAAUUCGGAUGUAGCUAUAGAUACUGCCUCUCCGCGAUUGAUAGAGACUGCUCUUUGUGAGGGAGAUUCCACAACCAGCAAGCAUGAUACUACGACUGAUAUUUUGCAUUUGUCUAACCCCAGUUUAACAUCCUGUGGUGACGAGAAGUCUAUGGCAAAGUUGUCAUCUUCCACAACAAAAAGUGUCUCUCCCGCUGCUCCACUCGUUUCCUCAAGCCAAAACAAUCUGCUCCACUCCAACCUUACUUCAAAUGCCAAUGGUGACUACAAGGUUUUGACCAAGGAACUCUUUCCCUCUACAACUGAAAGUGCCUCCCCUUCCACCUCUCCUAUUUCAGCCAGCCAAAACAAUUUGUUUCCGGACAAGGGAAGUGUUCCACCACAGAAUGUGGUUCUUGAAAAGGCAGCUUCUCCUCAGCUCAAACCAGCUUUUGAUGAUAUCAUACAUGUCAUAAGGCACAGUAGUUUCCGAGUGGGUAUUGAGCAACCAGUGAUUGACACUGUGGAGAGAAAUGUUGAUGUUGGGAAACUUAUGAAUGUGGUAAGAGAUGAGAUUGAUAGAAAUAUAGCUUCUCCUGUUGCUCUCAAAUCAUCUACUUCUGGACCGGUGAGUGUUAAAUCCAAUAUAGCCGAUAGUGUCCAUAAUAAGGAAAUGGAUGUAAGAAACCAGGGCAGUUCCACCUCUUCUCGACCAAGAUUAGAUUCUUCGGAACCAGCAAAGACCAGCGCAACAUCUGAGGAGCACGAACGACCAGUGAAGGAAACAUUAGAUGUCAAAUCUUUUAGGCAGAGAGCAGAGGCACUUGAAGGGCUGUUGGAAUUAUCGGCUGAUUUGCUGGAGCACAACAGAUUAGAAGAGCUGUCUGUUGUUCUUAAACCAUUCGGGAAGGACAAGGUGUCGCCAAGGGAGACAGCUAUCUGGUUGGCUAAGAGUCUGAAAGGAAUGUUGCUUGAAGAUUCUUCGCGAAAUUCAUGAUCCAUUAUGCAGAUGGCAUGUCCAUUAUGUUUUUGCCUUCGACUAGUAUUUUAGCAAUUCUUUCUUUCUACUAGUAACUGUAAAUAGAGAGCACACUAAUUUGAAGGAUUUUAAGGAUGUCUCCUAACAUUACCUUUUACUUGCUUUUAUCGCUAUUUUGAUAUGUUGUAUUCUGCUAUUUUGUUGAUUCAUAAACUUUCAAGUCACUUCUAAUGUAUUACAUAUUUACUUGUA